Purpureocillium lilacinum is the source of this 1752-nucleotide messenger RNA. RefSeq lists its product as uncharacterized. Gene Ontology annotation, biological process: arachidonate metabolic process. Gene Ontology annotation, cellular component: membrane. Lineage: Eukaryota; Fungi; Ascomycota; Sordariomycetes; Hypocreales; Ophiocordycipitaceae. The record is from RefSeq and is a predicted model, not a curated record.
AUGCCCGCCAAAGUACUGAAGAACAUCGAAGGCUGCAAAGCCUUUCCGUCCGAUCAGUCCCAGAUCCCAGACGGAAAGUACUUGAUUGCCAGCGAUGAGGAGCGCAGCGUGGAAGCUGUCGAUGCCGACAUCAAAGCCGAGAUAUGGUUCAAAACUCCAGCUCUCGAUAUCGGAACCAUUCGCAAGAUCGAUCGUCUCCAGCUGCUAGCUGACUCGCACGACCAGGGCUACGCUGACAUCACCUCUGGUGGCAACUGGACGUGGUUUGAGCUCGCGAUUCUGGAAGAUGAAUCGGCCUAUAAGCCGCGCGUUAAGGAUGGGGUGGACCUCGUGUGGAAGAGCCACGACAACCGCUUCCUCGAGGAGGAAUUUGGCUGGUCUCAAGGAAAGGUGUUCGACGAGCAACACGACUUGCUACGUUUGGUCGAGGAUGGCAAUGUCAUUGCGGUCCGCCUCUGUGCGCGCUUCUCCGGCUGGUCCAUUUCAGCGCGAAAGGGCUACCUCACGAUCGAGAUUGACACGGAUGAGAUCGAGCGCGACCCUCCGCCUGCCUACGGCGACAUCGUGUCCAAGGUUGAGAACAUCCAGGCGGUCUUCAGGGAAGUGAACAACUCCAUACAGGCCGGCUUCAUGCCGACCCUGCCCGAUGGGCUGCACACGGCGCAACUUCUUAGCACCGGAGCCGAACGGCCCCUACGGGUGCUCUCGCUCGAUGGCGGUGGCGUCCGUGGUCUAUCUUCUCUGCACCUCCUCAAUGCCGUCAUGAAGAAAGCCGCGCCAGACAAGAAGCCCUGCGAGGUGUUUGACAUGAUUGGCGGGACCAGCACAGGCGGGUACAUUGCCAUCAUUCUCGGGCGCCUCAAGAUGAGUGUCGAUGAGUGUAUCAAGAAGUACGAAGACUUCAUGGUCAAGAUCUUCAACAAAGGCACGCUCAAGAAAGGCCUUGACUUCAUCAGCAAUGGAGAGUUUUACGACGAGACGGUGUUGGAGGGCCUGAUCAAGCAGCUCAUCAAGGAGAAGACGGGCGACGAAAACACGGAGCUCCUCGAAGCCGCCGGCAACCCCGCGUGCAAAGUAUUCUGCAUGGCCGUGUCCCAGCAGGCCGGCAACAAUCGCGGGCCCAUCUUCCUCCGCUCGUACCAGAACAAGCAGGAGAUGUCCCUCAUUCCUGACAUCAAGAUCUGGCAGGCUGCGCGUGCGACGUCUGCUGCGCCAGCAUACUUCGCCCCCAUCACGGUCGGGAAUUACACCCUCGUUGAUGGAGGCAUGGGGGCGAACAACCCCCUGGGAUGGCUUUGGACAGAGGUUCUGGCCGUCUUUGGGCCCGCGCGGCCUACCUCGUGCUUCCUCUCCAUCGGCACAGGCAUGGCCGCGAACCAAUCCAUCCCUUCGCCUGGCGCUGUUCCGAGCCACACUGUCGAAGCCGCCUUCGCCGCCGUUGCAACCAAUACUGAACUGACCAACAUCCUCUUCCGCGCCCUCGUGAACGCCUUUGCCCCGCGGCCGAUGGAGAAGAAGUACUGGCGCCUCAACGUGAGCCAGGAGAUCCCUGCCUGGGAUGAGGAGAAACGAACUUGGUUUGGGCUUGGCGGCACAUACGUUGUGCAUCAUCCCCAAGACUACAAAGAUGUGGGCGCGCUUGACGAUGUGGGAGCUCUCAAAGCGCUCAUCGAGAUGACCGGGAAGUAUAUUGGGGAUCAAGAUGCCAUCAUUGGCGAGUGUGCCAAAGCAUUAAUGGCAGCAGUGGCCUAA